Tilletiopsis washingtonensis is the source of this 1412-nucleotide messenger RNA. Its product is annotated as WD40 repeat-like protein. NCBI's taxonomy places the organism in Eukaryota, Fungi, Basidiomycota, Exobasidiomycetes, Entylomatales. Gene Ontology annotation, molecular function: protein binding. Bases 12 to 1331 code for a protein of 439 amino acids. The transcript has 5 exons. The record is from RefSeq and is a predicted model, not a curated record.
CUCUUACUGCCAUGGACGCCGCCGCCGCACCCGCACCCAAGCUGCUCGGCCUCUACGAGCAGCCGUGGCUGCGCAAGUCGCGCCCCGCGCAGCCGGCACGCAGCGUCGCACUGCCCACGGCGCCGUACCUGACGCACCUCGCGCUGCUGCCCGGCGCGCCCGCCGUGCUCGUCGCCGCCUCGUCCGACGGCGCGCUGCGUGCACACGACCCGGCAUCGCUGGCGCCGCUGGCAUCGAGCACCUGGCACGGCGGCAGCAUCUCGGCCCUCGCGGCAUCGCCGCAGGGCGCGCUGGCCGCCGGCAUGGACGGCACCGUCGCGCUGUGGGACCCGCGCGUGGGCUCGGCGCCGGCGCUGCAGCUCAAGGGCCCGGCCGAUGCGCCGUACCUCAGCGUGGCCAUUGCGCAGAAUGGCACGUCAGUCGCGGCCGGCACUGAGCUGAAGGGCUACGAGGCGAUGAUUGAUCUGUGGGAUUUGCGGAGCGCCGCAAAGCCCGCGUACAUCUACACCGAAUCGCACUCGGACGACGUGACGAGUCUCUCUUUCCACCCGUCCUCGCAUGCGCAUCUGCUGCUCAGCGGCAGCACCGACGGCCUGCUCAGUGUGCUCGACACGCGGGUAAGCGACGAGGACGACGCGGUGCUCGGCGUGGCGAACACGGGCGCGUCGGUGGCAUCUGCAGGCUGGGGCGGCAGCUCGGCGCAGCAGAGCACAUCUGCUGGCGCAGAGAUGCAAAUAGACGGCGGCGAUGCCGAGCUGGACGUCAAGGAGGCACGCGCCGAGGGCAUGGGUGGCUUCUGGGGCGUCAGCGACAUGCAGACGGUCAGCGUGUGGAACGAGCAGUUCGACGCGACGCUGCCGUCGAUUGACGUGCGGACAGUGCGGUGUCUCGACUGGGAGACGGACUACUGCAUCGAUGCCAGCGAUGCUCGCGCGCUGGCGUGGGACGGCCAAGGAGCCGAUGCAGACGGCUUCGUGUUCUGGGCCGGCUCAAAUAGUGGACGUGCUGCGCUCGUGCAGACGGGCAGUGGCACCUCGGAGAGCUCAACGCCAUGGAAGGUGCUCACGCUCUUGCCCGACACGAGCGCCGGUGGGCACGCCGAUGUCGUGCGGACUGUCUGCUGGGACCGACCGAGCCGCACGCUCUACACCGGAGGCGAGGACGGCCUGCUGUGUGCAUGGGACAUGACCGCCGCCGCCGCAGGGACGGCAGACGAGUCCUCUUCGCCGCUGCCGGCUGGCAGCUUUGCCGGCUCGUUCGACAGCUCGCCAGCUGCCGGCGGCGCAUCGCGGAAAGCAAGCAAGCAGCACUCGCGGCAUACGCCCUACUGACACAUACGCGCUUGAAUUAAGACUCUUGCACGGCAAGGAUAAGGACGCGCCAGACCGGUGACAUCGGAGCCGAGAGGGCAG